AUGAGAGCAGUCACUCAAUACAGAAAUGGAGGAACGAUCAUAGAAAUGCUCACCGAAGAAGACGCAACACACCUCAAACAACCCGAGAACAAAGAGGAAUUCAUCAAACAACUAGAUCCAAAGGCAACAUUCAAAGAGAGGGCUUACCCGGUAAUUAUUCAAUUUGCUCCACUAAAAUUCGAUCCAGAUGAUGCAGACCAACUCCGGGUCUUAGAACACGAGAACAACUGGGAACACGAUACGAUCACCAUGGCAAGAUGGGUAAAACCACCAAACAAACGAACUAAUCAUCAACAGGUAGCGCACAUAAUGCUAACAAUGAAGGACCCAAAAUCAGCAAAC
Messenger RNA from Suillus clintonianus, 342 nucleotides. RefSeq lists its product as uncharacterized. The annotation marks the transcript as partial. Lineage: Eukaryota; Fungi; Basidiomycota; Agaricomycetes; Boletales; Suillaceae. The record is from RefSeq and is a predicted model, not a curated record. The transcript has a single exon.